Messenger RNA from Sciurus carolinensis (gray squirrel), 4126 nucleotides. It is a transcript of the gene Hs6st2, whose product is annotated as heparan sulfate 6-O-sulfotransferase 2. Gene Ontology annotation, molecular function: heparan sulfate 6-sulfotransferase activity. Gene Ontology annotation, cellular component: membrane. The record is from RefSeq and is a predicted model, not a curated record. The coding region runs from base 1 to 1953 and encodes 650 amino acids. Lineage: Eukaryota; Metazoa; Chordata; Mammalia; Rodentia; Sciuridae. The transcript has 5 exons.
AUGGCACUGCCUGCGUGUGCAGCCCGGGCGCUCGGGCCGCCGCUGCAACCGGAGCAAGGAGCGCCCGCCCGCACCACCUGUCCCCGUCGUCAUUCCAGAGUAGAGGCCGAAUUGGCAGUGAGCCGGCCUGGGUCGGUCGCUGCCUCAGUCCGCGUGGGCCCUCCUAGGGGUGUGUCUCACGGAUUCAACUCCCGGCCGCUCCUGGACGAGCCCCUAAAGGCGUCUUCCUCCCUGGCGGGAGCCGUGCACGCCCCGCUCUUCGCGCUGCUGCCCCGAGGCCGCCGCAGGCGGAUGCACGACCUCAGGCGACGCUGGGACCUGGGCUCCCUCUGCCGGGCCCUGCUCACUCGGGGCCUGGCCGCCCUGGGCCACUCACUGAAGCACGUGCUCAGUGCGAUCUUCUCCAAGAUUUUCGGCCCCCUGGCCAGCGUCGGGAACAUGGAUGAGAAAUCCAACAAGCUGCUGCUGGCUUUGGUGAUGCUCUUCCUAUUUGCCGUGAUCGUCCUCCAAUACGUGUGCCCCGGCACAGAAUGCCAGCUCCUCCGCCUGCAGGCGUUCAGCUCCCCGGUGCCGGACCCGUACCGCUCGGAGGAUGAGAGCUCCGCCAGGUUCGUGCCCCGCUACAAUUUCAGCCGUGGCGACCUCCUGCGCAAGGUAGACUUCGACAUCAAGGGCGAUGACCUGAUCGUGUUCCUGCACAUCCAAAAGACCGGAGGCACCACUUUCGGCCGCCACCUGGUGCGCAACAUCCAGCUGGAGCAGCCUUGCGAGUGCCGCGUGGGUCAGAAGAAAUGCACUUGCCACCGGCCGGGUAAGCGGGAGACCUGGCUCUUCUCCAGGUUCUCCACUGGCUGGAGCUGCGGGCUGCACGCCGACUGGACCGAGCUCACCAGCUGCGUACCUGCGGUGGUGGACGGCAAGCGCGACGCCAGGCUGAGACCGUCCAGGUGGAGGAUUUUUCAGAUUCUAGAUGCAGCAAGUAAGGAUAGACGGGGUUCUCCAAACACAAACCCAGGUGUCAACUCUCCAUCAGCCACAAAGACCCGGAAUACCUCUAAGAGUGGGAAGAACUUCCACUAUAUUACCAUCCUCCGAGACCCAGUAUCCCGGUACUUGAGUGAGUGGAGGCAUGUCCAGAGAGGGGCCACUUGGAAAGCAUCCCUACAUGUCUGCGAUGGAAGACCCCCAACCUCGGAAGAGCUGCCCAGCUGCUACACUGGUGAUGACUGGUCUGGCUGCCCCCUCAAAGAGUUCAUGGACUGCCCCUAUAAUCUGGCCAACAACCGCCAAGUGCGCAUGCUCUCUGACCUGACCCUAGUAGGCUGCUACAACCUCUCUGUCAUGCCUGAAAAGCAAAGAAACAAGGUCCUUCUGGAAAGCGCCAAAUCAAAUCUGAAGCACAUGGCAUUCUUCGGCCUCACCGAGUUUCAGCGGAAGACACAGUAUCUAUUUGAGAAGACCUUCAACAUGAACUUUAUUUCGCCGUUUACCCAGUAUAACACCACUAGGGCCUCUAGUGUAGAGAUCAAUGAGGAAAUCCAAAAGCGUAUUGAGGGACUGAAUUUUCUGGAUAUGGAGUUGUACAGCUAUGCAAAAGAUCUCUUUUUGCAAAGGUAUCAGUUUAUGAGGCAGAAAGAGCAUCAGGAGGCCAGGCGGAAGCGUCAGGAGCAACGGAAAUUUCUGAAGGGAAGGUUCCUUCAGACUCAUUUCCAGAGCCAGAGUCAGGGCCAGAGCCAGAACCCAAGUCAGAAUCAGAGUCAGAACCCAAAUCCAAAUGCAAAUCCGAAUCUGCCUCAGAAUCUGAUUCAGAAUCUGACUCAGAGUUUGAGCCAGAAUUCGAGCCAGAAGGAGAACCGGGUAAACCCGAAGCAGAACCCAGGACAGGAGCAGACCGAAAGCAACACCAGCAACGGCACCAAUGACUACAUAGGCAGUGUAGAGAAAUGGCGUUAAAUGGCUCUGAAAGGCUUGUGCACACUUCUCCCAAAGCGCCACCAAAAAGAUGGCAUAUCUUAAAAGAUGAAAAUGUCCAAACACAUCCUGAUUCCUUAAGUUUGGAAAUUAAAAAAAAAAGUUUAGAUGUUGCCUUUACAGUUGCCUUUCAAUGAAAUGUUAUGCUGUGCGUAGGUAAAACAGAUCUCAAUAUGUAAUUAAAUUGUCUUUUUUUAGUUGGACUAUUUAUGAAAUCCAAAAGCCAAAAGAGACUCACCAGAAAUUGCUGUUUAGCUAUUUUAAGAUGUCUUAAAUUACUUAUGGAGGCAAAAAGAAAACACAGAAUGUGACCAUUUAAAAUACAACUGAGAAAUGGACUUUAAGUGAUUGGUGAUACACUUAAAACCCAGUUUUGGAAACAAACCCUUUUUCCAGUGGUGAGCAUAACUAUAAACAUCAAAUGACUAAAAGAAACACAAACCUUUCAUUUCCUUCUGAUUUUAACAAGGAACCUAUUUAAAUAGAACAGCAACUGAUGAUAAAUUUUACCAAAGUGUAGAAAAUUUUAAAAUUCCUCUCCCAAACCUGGGUGGUUUUAUGUAAAAAUAUUGGCUUUUCAAAUAGAACAGGACUCAUAUCUUGUAAUUUAAGAGAUGUUUAAAAUUUUCAACUUUUCUACCUUCUACUAUUUAAAGGUUUUAAACAGGGUGUAUCUCAUAUUACAAAAAAAAACAUAUUUUUUUUUUCCAAAUGGAAGACCAGUGUAAAAAAUCUAAUGUCCAGAUGCUUUCAGGGCACUGUAAUUUCAACAAUUCUGGAAUCUUUUUGGCGCUGCUUCUCAUUCACUUUAAGGCUUCUCCGAGUUGUGCUCAUUCCAAACAAACCCAUGUAUAGAAUCUUUCUUCAUCAUCUAAAUGGUGUGUUGCUGAAUUUAUUGUGAUAUAUAAUCCUGGAUUAAAGUCAGGACUUUCUUUCUAUAGAAUUGUCUUAUAAAUGUCUGUGUAGUGAGGUCCUUAAUCAAGAAACUCUUGAACGGGACAAUGUGUCUAAAAAUAUUGCUGAAGUUAUUCUUGAUCAGAUAGAAUUGAACCUGAAUGUGAAUUGUUAUUUACUUUUUGUACAUCUUUAUUGUAAUGUUUCCAGUUUGGCUGGCUAUUUAUGGCCCAUUAAUUCUUUUUUUUUUUUUGUGUUGACAAAUUUGUAGACAAUUAUAAGAACCAACAAAAGGCAGAAUAAGCAUGAGGAUAGCCAGAGCUAGUCUAUAACACCAAAAGCUGUUGCUUGAUUCUUUGGGUUAACCCUUCUACCAGAUUUUUAUUUAUGAAAGAGCAAAAGUAGAGGGCGUUCUGCAGUGAAGUUAGGUAUCAAGAACAAUCAAGUGGAAGAGAGUAAUGUGGUAGCGUGAGUCUGUGCAUCAUGUCUCUGGGUGGUUUCCAUUUUAUGGGCUUGGCUAUACUUUUGCAAGAACUUACACAAACCUCUGGUUAUCAAUCAAACAAGGUGCCUGGAAGUGGCAUUUAUGUUUUCAGUAGGGACAUACUUAGAAGUGUGACCAUAAGUUGCAUCUUGUACAAUCUGUCCCUGUGCAUGAUCUGGUUUCAUCUGUAAUAAUAUGGCCACAAGCUGAGCAAGAAGCUGACUAUUUGAGCUUAAAAAUGAAUUUUCUUAUCUCUAAGCUUGAAUCAGUAUUUCUAGCUUUUGUUUUGUCUGACAGUGUUGCAGUCCUGGGAAUUCUAAAACCUAAAAAACUGGAAGUAAAAUUUUAAACACACACACACACACACACACACACAUUGAAGUCAAAGUGUUUUAGAGUGAAACUAUGUUGUGUGCAUUGUGUUUUAAAAAUACUCUGUAGAUCACUUUGGUAUUUCGAUUUUGUUUAGUUUUAUUGAAAAUGUUUGCUCUUAAAAUUGACAGGUAGUUUGGGAAAGCAGGAUGAAGCCUGAGCCAGCGGAAAAGCUUGUUACAGAAAAAAAUAAUUUGUGUUAUUGCUGUGGUGUGCAUGGUUUUGCAGAGAUUAUGUGCAUUUUCUCUGUCUAUACUGAUUAUUGUAUAUAGGGGAUGUUAUAAAUACACAUUUUUGUCAUCAUCAUGUAAAUCCCAUGAUUUGAACUGUAAACAUCUGUCCAAUGGUGUAGCUUUACAAACCAUUCACUGAUUUUGUGUAAUUUAACAAUAAAUAUGAAAUAAA